Rhizophagus irregularis DAOM 181602=DAOM 197198 is the source of this 1679-nucleotide messenger RNA. The record is from RefSeq and is a predicted model, not a curated record. Lineage: Eukaryota; Fungi; Glomeromycota; Glomeromycetes; Glomerales; Glomeraceae.
CAAAACAAAAUUCAGAUACAACUGAGACUACAAUAACUAAAACUGGUGUUAAAAAUUUAUGGAAAGAAUGUGAAGAUGGUGAAUAUCAGUUACAUACUACAAUAUUUUCAACUACUGAAUCAGAUGAACCUAGUUUCGCUCUUAAAAGAGUAAAUAUUAAGGAUUUAGAUAAAAGAAAAGAAGUUUAUGGGAUAUGUGGAGAAUGUAAUGAACCAGGUACAGGAUCACAUUGGUGUCGACCUUGUAAUGCUAAAAGAUUUAAAGAAAAUUUUAAAAAUUGGACUAGUGGAAAUAAAAAUAUUGAUGAAUUGAUACAACAAUCACAACUUAAUGCUUUGCAUCCUUCAAAACGUCUUGAAUGGAUACCUUUUGAAAAAUUUGAAAAUGUUACUUAUCUUACCAGAGGUGGUUUUAGUAAAAUUUAUUCGGCUGACUGGCCCGAAGGAAAUAUUGAAUAUUGGGAUAUAGAAAAUCAAAAAUGGGUCUAUGAAUCAAGUAUAAAAGUUGCAUUAAAAAGUUUAGAGAAUUCAUCUAAUAUAAGUAAUGAUUUUUUAAAUGAGAUUAGAUAUUAUAUUUCAGAUCAUUUUUCUUGUUUUAAUACCGUCGUAUGUUAUGGAAUAACUCAAAAUCCAGAUACCCAAAAUUAUAUGAUGGUUUUACAAUAUUAUGAGAGUGGAAAUUUGAGAAAUUAUUUAAAGAAUGAUUUAGAAUAUGAGUAUAAAAUUCAAUAUUUAUAUUGGAUUAUAGACGGACUUUUAGCUAUUCAUGAUGCUGGAAAAGUUCAUAAAGAUUUUCAUUCGGGCAAUAUAUUAUUUUAUAAUGAAAAUGUCCUAGCAAUUAGUGAUUUAGGAAUGUGUCAACCAGUAGAUGAUAAUGAGCAAAAAGGAGUUUUUGGGGUAAUACCUUAUAUGGCGCCAGAAGUUUUACGCGGAUAUCAAUAUACAAAAGCGGCAGAUAUUUACUCAUUUGGCAUAAUGAUGAAUGAACUUAUGUCAGAAGACAUUCCUCAUAAUGAUAUUCCUCAUGAUCAUCUUUUGGUUGUUAAAAUAUGUAAAGGGCUUAGACCGAAAAUUUCUGAAGAUACACCAAAAUUAAUUGCAGAUUUGAUUAUUAAAUGUUGGAAUGCCAAAGCAGAAAAUAGACCAACCGCUAAAGAAUUACGUCAAAUAUUGUUUAAAUAUUUAGAUAACAUUGAUGUCGAAAGUAGCGAAAUUUAUUGUCAAAUAGAAGAAUGUGAAAAAAUUAAAGAGAAUAAAUUAAAAAACAGAACAAAUGAAAAUCAAUCUAAAAAUCUUCAAACACACCCACGAGCAGUUUAUACCAGUAGACUUGUAAAUUUUGAAAAUCUUCCAGAACCAGUAAAUUCAACUGAUUAAUUUAUCUUCAUUUCAAGAAACUAUUUCAUCAUCAUCAGUAAAUCCAAUUUCUGAAUGCUUGGAUUGCGAAUUAAAUGAAUUAGAUCUCAAUCAAGACGAUGAUAAUGAUGAAUGAUUUUAUUCUUUUUUAUUAUACAGUAUAUUACUUUUUUGAUUUACGGUACUUUAUUAUUAUAUUACAUGAAAAUUUUAAAAAAAAUUUCAUUUCUUAUUAUAUAGUAGUAUAACGAGUAGGGAUGGCAAUGGUUACGGUCAUAACCGGUCAUGACCGGUUAAUAACCGUGACCGAUAUCGGUCGGUCAA